Messenger RNA from Neurospora tetraspora, 213 nucleotides. RefSeq lists its product as uncharacterized. The annotation marks the transcript as partial. Lineage: Eukaryota; Fungi; Ascomycota; Sordariomycetes; Sordariales; Sordariaceae. The record is from RefSeq and is a predicted model, not a curated record. The transcript has a single exon.
AAAUCACAGAAUCCCAAAAUGACGAGCAUCAUGACUCGCGUGCAAGUCGAGAACCUCCACUCACUUGGGGUGAGGUGGGUUUCAGUGGGCUGUGGUUCCCUGUGGUGGGGUUUCCCCAACCUUUUUGGUGGAGAGGGGAUGGGAUGGCUACAGAAAACUGAGAUCACGGAAUGGAGUUGCUUAGUCGAUGGCUUUUUAUUUUCUGUAGCGUGA